Messenger RNA from Diaporthe amygdali, 5217 nucleotides. RefSeq lists its product as uncharacterized. The coding region runs from base 1 to 5217 and encodes 1738 amino acids. Gene Ontology annotation, molecular function: zinc ion binding. Gene Ontology annotation, cellular component: endoplasmic reticulum membrane. NCBI's taxonomy places the organism in Eukaryota, Fungi, Ascomycota, Sordariomycetes, Diaporthales, Diaporthaceae. The record is from RefSeq and is a predicted model, not a curated record. The transcript is spliced from 2 exons.
AUGGAUCAAGACCACACAUUCGAGCCCUUGCAGGCCGAACCAAGGCGCCGUCGGGCUUCAACAAUCGACGCAGAGCCCGAUACCAUACUGAGGCGCAUGCCCUCCGGACACACCUCUGCGCAAGAUGCCACUUCACAGGCCGAACCCGACACCUGUCGAAUAUGCAGGGGCGAGGCUACUCCAGAUGAGCCUCUGUUCUACCCUUGCAAAUGCAGUGGCAGCAUCAAAUACGUUCACCAGGACUGCCUGAUGGAAUGGCUUUCCCAUUCCCAGAAGAAGCACUGCGAGCUGUGCAAAACGCCCUUCCGCUUCACCAAGCUCUACGCCCCGAACAUGCCAAAGACCGUCCCCUUCUACGUCUUCAUAAGUCACAUCACCAAAUAUCUGUUCCGCAACAUGCUGGUAUGGGCUCGAGGCGGCUUGGUCUUGAUGGUGUGGUUGGUGUGGCUGCCCUACCUCAUGAGGAGAGUCUGGUCUGCUUUGUUCUGGCUCAGCGACGAGGGCCUGGCGCCGGUGUUUGGGAGACCCGAGGUUGUCAAUGUUCUGGGCGAGAGUGUUGGGUCAACGGCUGGUGCGGCUACGUGCCCUUCAAGUCCUCUGCAUGCGGCAACGACCACCGCGGCCUCGCUACAGGGCCUCUUGAGCCAAAUCCCUCGAAGCAGUACUGCUAUGACAACAACGUCUCUUUACGGGAUUAACAUCACGUCCGACAACCCUUUGUCCAACAUCCUCCUCAAUAUGUUUUUGGGGACCUUCUACAUCGGAGGCACGGCGUCACGCAGCAACACAUCAGCUAACGUGCAGAGUAUCGCCCCCGCGGCCGUCACACACCAGCCCACCCUACUGAGCGAGGUCAGGUUCUUACAGAAGAUCUCCUCGUCCUCACCGGCACUGGGUGGGUUUGCAAUUGAUAUUCUAGAGGGACAAAUCAUUACCGUAUUGGUGAUCAUAUGUUUCAUCCUGAUUAUUUUGGUCCGGGACUACGUUGUUCAACAACAGCCGGAUAUAAAUAUGCGAGCUGCGUUUGCUGCCGCAGAGAAUGCAGCGCCCCAAGAAAACGUCGCACCAGCCGCAGCUAUGCCUGACCCUGCGGAAGGUUUACGGCCAGAGGAUAUAGACAGGCUUCGCGGUCCCGAAGCACAAGAUAUCGGGUUCAACGGCCCACUUAAUGGCAACGAGGGACAUGGCGAGCACCACUGGGCUGACCUUGAUGAAUUCUCUGACGGAACUGCUGCAGCUGACGGUCAGCCGGUCGCAAGAGAUGCAACAGGUGCCUCUGAUGGACCCUCUGACGAACCUUCGCAACAGAAUUUACGAGCGCCAACAACGCCAGGAACUUCUGCCAAUGCACGAGAGGGACAUUCGACCGAGGCUGGUAGAAGCACAGUGGACGAAUACGUGAGGAUUCAUCGCGCGGCUGCGGGAGACCCAGAGACGAUCAUCAGGAUUAUUCGCCAAGAGAACCUUGAGGAUAGGCUUGCGUACUUUGUUCAACUUACCCAGUCUCAGAUGAACCGAAAACGACCCGACCUGCACACCGAAGAAGAGGAAUCGUCAAGUCAAAUGGCAGAGUGGGGAUCAGAGUCGGACUGGCCUUGGCCAGAUGAUGCACAAGAGCAAGAACGUCAUUCUGGCAAGGGCAAGGCGCCACAGACCAACGGAACACCGGAUGCAAGAGUCGAGCAGAGCCACACGUCCAGGCCAAGGUCUGCCACAGAUGGACCGCAAAGAGUUGGAGGCAUUCACCCCUUGGGCAAUAACAAUUGGUCAUGGCCAGAUGCUUCCCUGGAGUCUCCACGUGCAGAUCCUCGUCAAUCACCCACAUUAGGGAUGCCGGCUACCUCUCAGAGAGUACUUGCCGACGAAGCUGGCUCCGCCUCGCAGCCUUGGGCCUUCGCGACGCCUCCAUCAAGCACCUUGGCGGAGAGUGCGCCGUCAAGCUCCCAAGGGCAGACGCCGGGUUCGUCUGAGAUCGAUGACAUUCUCGAGAACGAGCUGAAUCCUGAUCACGUCGACACGUUGAAUCCCGAAAUGGAGACUGGUCGACCUCUGGACUGGGAUGCCGGCUCAGACUUCCAUGCGCCUCUUGAAGUGCAACCAAACGAGAAUGCUGAAGACAUUGGAGAUCAAGCUCAGGAACCGCCUCAAGCCGAUGGGCUCGCACGGCGCCUCGCGGAUUUCAUGUGGCGUGACGUCGAAGCCAUUCCCGCACACGAGCUUCCGCCUUUGCCAGAUGCUGCUGAUGAGUUCUUUGAUCACGAUCAAGAUGCCGCCGCUGCAAUCGCACAGGAUCCCCUGCCAGAACUGCAAGACCAAGACCAAGACCAGGAAGUGGCAGCAGCAGCUGCCGCCGCUGGAAUAGAUGCCGAAGCUGAGGCCAUAGAAGACGCUGAAGAUCUAGAGGGAAUCCUCGAACUUCUUGGCAUGCGCGGCCCAAUUGCUGGCUUAUUCCAGAAUGCCUUAUUCUGUGCUUUCCUGGUCUCCAUUACGCUCUUUCUUGGUGUUUUCUUGCCAUACAACCUGGGACGUCUUGCCAUCUGGUUGGUUGCCAAUCCUGCUCGGCCUGUUCGAAUCCUCUUCAGUCUUUCCAAAUUAGUACAGGACACGGCGUUACUUUUGAUGGGAUUCGCGUCUACGCUCCUUUUUGGUGCGGUAGAUGCGCUCUUCACCCUCAUCCAACCAAGUGCAGCGCGACCGGAAAUGAUCAGCCAGUCGAUGCAAGGGUCGUGGAAUAUGACCGAAAAUGCUUUCCAGAGGCUACUCGAUAGCAUGUGGACAGACCUUCCCUUCAUAUCGGCCGAUGAAGUCCGCAAUUUCUCAACAGUUAGCCAUGUCGCUUUGUUUACGUUGAAGGGCCAGGUGGCUCUCUUAUUCGCCACGCUCGGGAGAUCGGCGAUGUUCCUCUUUGGAGGUGACUAUUCAACCAAAAUAGUGGAAAUCUGCCACUGGAUCACGUCCGCCACAAUUACAAUAUGGCAUGGUCUGCAUGGUCUACCUAGCUUUCUGUUGAAUCCAGGUUCAUGGGUCAUCGACCUUGGAACCUCCGAAAGCGCGACGCCUUUGAAGGCCGAACUUGCAUCUUGGAGUGCCAUGGACAGAGUUUGGGCCAUUCUGGGCGGGUACGUCGCUUUGUCCUUCUCUGCGGCACUCUAUCUUGGUCGGGGCGGACCCAUCUCUCCAGGUCGAGUUGGCCAGGAGUGGGAAGCAACUUUGAUAGACGCGUUGAACCAAGCAAGUGGCGUCAUGAAGGUGAUUCUCAUUAUUGGCAUUGAGAUGCUGGUCUUUCCGCUGUAUUGCGGGCUUUUGCUGGACAUUGGGCUGCUGCCGUUGUUCGAGAACACGACUAUCAUGUCCCGCGUGAUGUUCACCAUCAACUAUCCUCUCACCUCCAUUUUCGUGCAUUGGUUUGUCGGCACAGGAUACAUGUUCCAUUUCGCUCUGUUCGUAUCCAUGUGUCGCAAGAUAAUGCGCAAGGGGGUACUGUACUUCAUUCGCGAUCCUGAUGACGCUGAAUUCCACCCCGUACGCGAUGUUCUGGAGCGAAACGUCACCACACAAUUGCGGAAGAUCCUGUUUUCUGCUUUCGUAUACGGCGCUCUAGUCAUCGUUUGCCUAGGAGGUGUUGUAUGGGCUCUGUCAUACGGGUUCCAGAACGUGCUUCCCAUUCACUACUCAUCCAAUGAGCCUGUGCUGGAAUUUCCGAUCGACUUGUUGUUCUACAACUUCUUGAUGCCUCUUGCCGUCAAAUUCUUCAAGCCAAGUGACGGGCUCCAUGCCAUGUAUACCUGGUGGUUCCGCAAAUUGGCCCGUGGCUUGCGGCUCACAUGGUUCUUAUUUGGCGAGAGGAAGCUUGAUGAAGAAGGCACAAUUCAAGUACAGCCACCGCCAGAAGGACAGGCUUUGCCGCUGUGGAACAGAGUCUUUUUGGAGGUUGAUGACAAGAAGGUCGUUCCGAAGACCUGGAAAGGCACCUUUGACGGGGGAAAGGCGAAACCCGCUCUACCGCUGAGCACUCAGGAGCUGGAAGACUCGAACGCAAGGAAGGCUGCUCUAGUGCGCACCCACCAGCUCAUUCCUGAUGGACGUUUCGUUCGUGCUCCAGCCUCAGAUCAAGUGAAGAUACCCAAAGGGCAGAGAGUCUUUUUGGAUGUGACGGAGGGUAAUCAAAGACAAGAUCGCAUAGAGCAGCCAGGAGUCGAUCUUUACUCAACACCACAGUACCAGUUUGUGUACGUUCCGCCAAACUUCCGGCUUCGCAUCUUCCUGUUCAUUCUCUUCAUUUGGUUAUUCGCCGCUGCGACAGGCCUGGGAUUUACGAUUAUUCCCUUGAUAUUCGGGCGCUGGAUGUUUCGGUCACUCAUACCUGACCGCAUCCGUACGAACGACAUCUACGCCUUCAGCAUUGGCAUUUAUAUCCUCGGCUCUGCUGCUUACUUUUUGUUCCACCUGAAAGACAUCUAUAAAAAGGCCAAAAAGCGGUUAGCCAGCACGACAUCACGCAUCCUUCAUCGCGAAACCCUCCGCCGCGCUGCACUUGGUGUGACUCGUGCAGCUAAGCUUGUAUAUGCAUACUUCUUCCUGCUGGUGGUCUUCCCACUCAUGGUUGCUAGCCUGAUGGAGUUGUACAUCUUAAUUCCCUUGGACACAUACAUGUACGGGACUGUCGUUUCCAAAGACGCAGCUCCAGACGCCACUCUUCUCGACGUUCAAAACCCCCGUCACACAGUGCGCGUGAUGCAGUCCUGGACCAUCGGUGUGAUCUACCUCAAACUCGCUGCUCGGUAUGUAGUCUCCUGGCACCGUGAGAGUCGCGUUGCAGCUGCCACCCGCGCUGUCCUGAGACGUGGCUGGCUCGAGCCCGACAUCAAAGUACUCACGCGCGCAUUCGUCGUACCGGGCCUGUCUGUUUGGGCCAUAGCAGUGUGUGGGCCCCCACUGCUGGCGAGAGCGUGCAUCGCGUACGGCAUAUCUGCUGGCAUAGAACCUGGCAACGACGCAGCUGUGGUUCUUGUCCAUCGGUUCUGCUUUUUCGCCGCGCUGGUCAGCGCCAUUGGCGUGGCGAUGUUGCGGAGCAUGCUGGGUGUGUUCCGUUCCUGGAGGGUGAGGAUUCGGGAUGAGGCCUACCUUAUUGGGGAGAGGCUGCAUAACUUUGGCUUGGGACAAGCCGGGCAUGAUCCACAGAGAGAGAGGCGGAGGACAAGAGUUGGGUUUGACUGA